This is a messenger RNA of Chrysoperla carnea, 1018 nucleotides long. RefSeq lists its product as uncharacterized. The transcript is spliced from 4 exons. Lineage: Eukaryota; Metazoa; Arthropoda; Insecta; Neuroptera; Chrysopidae. The record is from RefSeq and is a predicted model, not a curated record. The coding region runs from base 521 to 1018 and encodes 165 amino acids.
GAGGGUAGAGAUAAGGAGAACUAUCUUAAAUAGGAGUUAAAGUAAAAAAGUGUCCAUCUAAAAACAGCAAAUAACAGUUACAAAUGUUUGAUGUGAAAUUCUUUAUCCUUCUCGAACAACUUGUUUAGAUCUUUAUCUUACUCUUAUUACUUUGAGCACUUCUUUUAAAACUUAUACACUUUUGCUACAGCAGCGCUACCCUUAUUUGCUCCUUUUCGAUGGACACUUUUUAUAUAAAGAGAUGGUUCUCCUUAUCUCUACCCUUCAUAAUUUGAAUGGAAUUAGAGAUAUAUUUGAGAUGUAUACUAUGUUGUCUGACAGUUGCCAGAUAGACUCUUUCCACUUUCCCCUAAAUCACCUGAACGGCCACUUAAAAUUCUCUAAAUAAAAUGACAUUGAAACACCAAAAAAACGUUGAUCACAGGACGUCAUCGCCAUCUUACUUUAUGGUCCUGACGUCAGUCUGCUAUGUAAAUAAAUGUACUGAUAUUUUGUAUGACAUUUUAUAAUUUAAUUAAAAAUGAGCUAUUAUUCUACUUAUCGUUGGUGUGCUGUUCCUGAAUGUAAGAAUACUAGUGUAAAAACACCGGAAAAAUUGUGGAUGCAAGUUCCAAAUGACAUAAAUAUGAGAAAAACUUGGUUCAAAGUUGCCAGAAGGGAUCUGGAACUAUUAUUUAAAAAAAGUCGUUUGUACUUUUGUGAAGAUCAUUUUGAUUUGGAACACGACAUGGAAAACUAUAUACAGUAUAAGAUCAUGGGUUCAGUAAAAAGAAUUCGAUUGAAACCACAUUGCAUACCUUCCAGAUUCGAUUUGAAUAGAAAACAGAAGUCUGCUUCAAAUGAAUCUGAUCUUGAUGAAGCUAAACGACAAAGAACUGUCCAAGAUCAGAUAAAAGAGAAUAAUAUGAAAGCAUCAUCAUCUUGCAUUGAAGAUUCACAAACAGCAUUGGAUCAUGCCCCUUCUCUGCAAAAUAAAUGUAACAAAGCUAAAGAAACUUUGGUGCGAUAUUUAUGGUAG